Messenger RNA from Eruca vesicaria subsp. sativa (arugula), 408 nucleotides. Lineage: Eukaryota; Viridiplantae; Streptophyta; Magnoliopsida; Brassicales; Brassicaceae. The record is from the annotation of a GenBank genome assembly.
AUGGAGGAGUCGAGCGAGAGGCUUGUCCGGUUAGAACAACACCAUGAGAUGCCACACGGAGAGACCACGACGGUAGAUGACUUGGUUAUCCAAAUAACCACACAAGACCUGGCACUAACACUAGCCGAGAUAUACGAGCGCAUGGUGGUAGAUGUGGAGGAGUUGUUAAUAAGAGAUACCUUCCUCUCAUACAACAACAACACACCACCCCGAUACUCAGACUUCGUUGGUUUCCCGGAAGAGGAAUGUCAACGACCACGGCCAGCUCUUUGUAAGGCUAGACGGAGUCGUGAUCCUCCGCCUCGAGUGUCUAAAAGAUUCUCGCAGGUGUCUCAACCGGUUUAUCUCCGACAUAGGUUUCUGCCACAGUCACGUAAAGACUCUUCUUCUUCUCGACACCAACGUUAA